AUGGCUUUCAUCUGUGUCACGCCCACAAUUCUUUAUUUACUGGCCACCGUUGACGACCCCAUUCUUCCCAUCUCCGCCUACACCCUCAAGCCACGAGUCAUCCGUAACCUCGCCUCCUCGUUCGGCUGGCAACCUCGCAAAGGUCGGAUUUGUUGACGGGGAGGGGGUUGUUCUUGAGAUCUUCUUGGCGAUAGAUGGGCAAGUGCUUCAGCAAGAACGCCCACCCUGCGGGCGGUGGAAGAACCAAUGGCUACUCCAACCGAAAGGAAGUCCAACCGCCCUAUCAGCCGCAGCAGCAAAUUCCACAAGGACGAGAGCUGCAAGAGCAGCAGCCGGCCAAGCCUUCGCAACCGCCUCCUCAAACCCACCAUAGCCACCACCAUCAGCAACAGCACCAACCACGGCCGCCGCCAGCGGCGGCAGCGGUGACCCACCACCCUCCCCCUGCGGUCACCAAGGCUCCCCUGAUUGUCCACGAGACCAUCCUUGGUAAGCCCUUCGAGGAUGUCAGGUCCUUGUACACUUUCGGGAAGGAGCUGGGCCGUGGCCAAUUUGGCGUGACCUAUCUCUGCACCGAGAAUGCAACUGGCCUCCGUUACGCCUGCAAGUCCAUCUCUAAAAGGAAGCUGUCCAAUAAGAGCGACCGGGAGGACAUCAAGAGGGAGAUCCAGAUUAUGCAGCACCUUACAGGGCAGGCAAAUAUUGUCGAAUUCAAGGGGGCCUACGAGGAUAAAGAUUCGGUGAACCUUGUCAUGGAGUUGUGUGCCGGAGGGGAGCUGUUUGACCGGAUUAUCGCCAAGGGGAAUUACUCGGAGUGGGCGGCAGCGACCAUCUGCCGGGCAGUUGUUAAUGUUGUGAACAUCUGCCAUUUCAUGGGGGUGAUGCAUAGGGACCUUAAACCGGAAAACUUCUUGUUGGCGACAAAGGAUGAAAAUGCUAUGCUAAAGGCUACUGAUUUUGGGCUUUCGGUCUACAUCGAGGAAGGAAAAGUGUAUAGGGACAUAGUUGGAAGUGCAUAUUAUGUUGCUCCUGAAGUUCUACGGCGUAGUUAUGGAAAGGAGGUAGAUAUUUGGAGUGCUGGAGUGAUAUUGUAUAUUCUUCUCAGUGGUGUCCCUCCAUUCUGGGCUGAGACAGACAAAGGAAUAUUUAAUGCUAUAUUGCAAGGGCAAAUCGACUUUGAAAGUGCACCUUGGCCAUCGAUAUCAUACAGUGCCAAAGAUCUUGUGAGGAAAAUGCUGACACCGGACCCAAUGAAAAGAAUAACUGCAGCACAAGUUCUUGAACAUCCAUGGCUUAGAGAAGGAGGAAACGCAUCAGAUAAACCAAUUGAUAGUGCAGUUCUUUCUAGGAUGAAGCAAUUCAGAGCAAUGAACAAGCUGAAGAAGUUGGCACUGAAGGUCAUUGCCGAAAAUCUUUCUGAAGAAGAGAUCCAAGGGCUGAAACAGAUGUUCACUAAUUUGGACACUGACAAGAGCGGCACUAUCACAUAUGAAGAACUGAAGACUGGUUUGGCCCGGCUUGGUUCAAAGCUCUCAGAGGCUGAAGUAAAACAGCUCAUGGAUGCUGCUGAUGUGGAUGGAAAUGGUUCCAUCGACUACAUCGAGUUCAUAACCGCCACAAUGAACAGACACAAACUAGAAAGAGAUGAGCAUUUGUACAGAGCGUUUCAGUAUUUCGACAAAGACAACAGUGGGUUUAUCACAAGAGAUGAAUUGGAAUCAGCGAUGCAGGAGCACGGAAUGGGUGAUAUUGCUACUAUCAAAGAAAUAAUAUCAGAAGUCGACACAGACAAUGAUGGAAGGAUCAACUACCAAGAGUUUUGUGCAAUGAUGAGAAGUGGAGUUCAGCAGCCAGCUAAGCUCAUUUGAUGUCGAUACCAAUCGCCAUGUAUGACGCCUUUUGACUUUGAUGUAGGCAAUGUGGAGAGUUUAUCAAACUUUAAGAGGUCUGGAAUUAUUACAUCAGGGGUUGGGGUGGCGGGGGUGGGGGGGAGGUGGUUGAAGCGUUUGUACACGCAAUCUUCAUGGACAUGACAAUGCAAUCUUCAUCGACAUGACAAUUUCGUUUCGGGCCGUUGUAUCUGCAGCGCAUUUCACAUUUGGAAAGUUGAGCGACUUCACUUGUGAGAAGAGAUUUAUAAAAAGAAAUAAGUUGCCGCUAGAUUUAAAGCUAUGAUGCAUCAGCGCGGUGAGUCAGUUGAGAGACCCAAGUUUUUGUAUGAUGUGUUUGUAAGUUUCGGUUUGGGAUUUUCAAAUGCUUUAAAAAUAUAUUUGUAUUUUGCACUUUGAUGUCA
Musa acuminata AAA Group (dessert banana) is the source of this 2293-nucleotide messenger RNA. RefSeq names its product calcium-dependent protein kinase 2-like. The record is from RefSeq and is a predicted model, not a curated record. Gene Ontology annotation, cellular component: nucleus; cytoplasm. The coding region runs from base 195 to 1868 and encodes 557 amino acids. Gene Ontology annotation, molecular function: calmodulin binding; calcium-dependent protein serine/threonine kinase activity; calcium ion binding. The transcript is spliced from 9 exons. Gene Ontology annotation, biological process: peptidyl-serine phosphorylation; intracellular signal transduction; protein autophosphorylation. NCBI's taxonomy places the organism in Eukaryota, Viridiplantae, Streptophyta, Magnoliopsida, Zingiberales, Musaceae.